Molecule: messenger RNA, 2286 nt
Organism: Moneuplotes crassus
Lineage: Eukaryota; Ciliophora; Spirotrichea; Euplotida; Euplotidae
Source: the annotation of a GenBank genome assembly
GAAGCUAUCAGAAUUAAUAAGAAAUGGAGACGAACACUGGGAGCAUAAUUCGGAUUCCUCAUAAAAUCUCCUUGCUCAGUGUCCUCAUUCCUUACUAUGGCUAUGUUCAUGAAUGAGCUGAGUUGUUCCUCCAGCUUGAUAAGACUUCAAGAGAAGUCUGGAUUAAAAACCUCGAGCCAAUUUUGAGGGUGAUUAUGAAUUAUGAGGAAUGAACCUUAGUCAAGGAUCUUCAUCAGACCUUGACAAUGAGCCAUGUAAAUAAACUAUUGACUUCCAAGUAUUAUUUUAGUUUAAAGCUAAACCUUGGAACUAUCCCAUCCUUUAAGGCAGCCAUAGCUUUGAUAGACCAAAUGGAUAUAUGACUAAAGGAUCAGUUCGAGCUGGUUACUAUUAAAGUCACUCCUCGCUCACUGAAACUAUGCAACAAAUUCUUAGAAAUUUACAUGAAAAAGGGGUUUGAUAAAAAGUCUAUUGUCUUCGACUAUGAGUCAUGUCAUAGUCUCCUCCAACACUAUUGCAUUGAUCAUGCUAAAUACAUUGAUGAGCCAAUGUUGGGACUGAAUUUAGCACACACAGUCGACUCUCUAAAAGAGAUCAAUCUGUGAGUUGACUCUAACGAACCCGAAGAUAAAUAUCCUCCUCUUGUAAAGAAUUUGAGGAAGGUUCUCGAGAACAAUUAUGAGCAAAUUCUUGUUGAUGCUGAAGCUUUACUAGAAAUCGAAAGAAAUUUGCCAAGUUCAAAUUUAAAAUUCACACACAAGUUAUGCAAGAGACUCCAGGUCUACAUCGGGAGGGAAGACCCUGCUCUAAAAGAUCCUGAGCACUUAAAGUACAUAGUCGCAAUAGGCUCUCUACUAAAGUCAACCCCAAAUGUAGAUAUCGUAGAGUUCAACAGAAGCUCGAUGUUCAAGAACCUGGUCUCUCAAGGAUUCAGCAGUCAGGAAGAAGCUGAGCGACCAGUUUCAAGAGGUCAGCCUAGGAUUGGAGAAAUUAGUGCAGGAAGUGGUGAUUGGGGAAGAUUGAGGAAUUUAUGAGAAAUUAAGCAUUUUGAGUUUUUUAAUAAGCCGAAAGAUGAGGAACUAAGGGUUGAUCUGAAGGUUGGUGACGCAGAAAUAAUCUAUUGUGACCCGGAUACAGGCCAAAUGCAUGUAUAUUUUGUCAAGGAUUUUAAGUUAAAAAUAUCAUCUGAUAAAUUCUGAUGGCUAGAAGAGUCUAAAAUUUUAGGAAGACAAAGAAAGAGAAGCAAAGAUCCUUUGAAGAAAAACUCUGCUGUUUACUUAAAAAUAGAUCUUCGAGAAGAUCCAGAUUUUAUUGCCUUCAGAGAUGUACAAAUCUGAAUAGAUAUAGACAAGAAGUCUCUAUACAAAGAUAAGCUAUCAGUCUUUAAAUAAGUUUGAGAUCAUUCUUGACAUAAACUCUCCAAUUUGUUUCAGAAUCCCCAUAAAAUCACCUCUAAUUCAACCACCAAGCACAGUGAAACUUUUUGAGAACUCUCCUUACACUUCUCACCCUUACUAUCUCAGCCAGAGAGGGUACAAAUCAUUCCCAUUAACUUAUUUCAAAAACUACCUUGCCGAAUCCAGACCUUACUACACUCUCAACAUCUUCAUCGAGCCUCCAGCUGGCUUACCCCAUAAUUCCGCCACAAAGCCCAUCUCUACAUCCUGCCCAGCCACUAGCCCAGCCCGCCCCAUCGACUACUCCCACAGCAUCCAAAUCCUAGACUCUCUUCCUGAGCAAGCUCUGCUAAGUAUCAAUAUCCACACAUAUCUAGUAGCGACUCAGCAGGAAGGGACUGAAGAAAUUCUGGUUGCUGAAUAUAGGAAAGACACUGGGUCAAAAGCCUUCUGUGUCCUACUAGAGAGACUGAAGAAGAAACAUUUGAGAGAACUUAGGUCAGAAGGCCUUGUGUGGGAAGAUGAAGUGGUAGCUAAGUUAUGCAGGCUCUUUGAGACUAAGAUCGAUGCAGCAAGCGGUAUUAGGGAUAUUGAGUUGAAUCUAGUGCAUGUUAAGCAUGUUCAACAGAUUUUGUACUCUUUAAGGAAUAAUUAUGCUGUGAAGACAGUCAGACUGCUUACUCAGGAGCAAAUUAAGGUUCCAAGGAUAGAUUCGCAUUCAAGAGGGAAGAAAGAGGAUAGAAAGUCUGAGAAGAUCUAUGCUGAAAUUUUGCAGUACUGUGAAGAAUUCAGAAAUAAAAGAAUCGGAACUGAGAUAACGCUGAAUACGAACCAUCCGAGGUUCAUGUCCUCUUAUAAGAAGGGAUAUAGCCUAUUAUAUAGAAUAUAA